Durio zibethinus is the source of this 2301-nucleotide messenger RNA. The record is from RefSeq and is a predicted model, not a curated record. Lineage: Eukaryota; Viridiplantae; Streptophyta; Magnoliopsida; Malvales; Malvaceae.
AUGGCAGCAGUGGGGAAAGAGGUUCUUCCUCAAUCUCAACGUGGAAUCAAUCGAAAAGAAGAUGAAGAAGUGAAUGACAACCCUAUCGAGGAAGUGAGAUUGACAGUACCAAUCACAGAUGACCCAACAGAAGUAGCCUUGACAGUUCGAACUUGGUUUCUUGGGCUGCUAUCUUGUUGCAUUCUUGCGUUUGUGAACGACUUCUUUAGCUACCGGACUAAUCAACUCUAUAUCAGUUCAGUUUCCGCGCAAAUCAUUGUGUUACCUCUAGGGAGGUUAAUGGCUGCAACCCUUCCUGACACAAAAAUUACAGUCCCAUUCACCAAGUGGUCGUUCUCUUUGAAUCCGGGACCAUUCUCUAUGAAAGAACAUGUGCUGAUUACCAUCCUUGCUAGCUGCGGAUCAGGUUCGGUUUAUGCAACACAUAUUAUCACCAUUGUCAAAGCCUUUUACCACAGAGGACUCCAUCCACUUGCAGCCUUAUUGCUAGCACAAACUACUCAGCUGCUUGGAUAUGGAUGGGCUGGUUUGUUCAGAAAGUACCUGGUUGAUUCCCCUUACAUGUGGUGGCCAUCGAACCUAGUCCAAGUCUCAUUGUUCAGGGCAUUGAAUGAGAAAGAAAAGAGACCAAAGGGAAGACUUUCCAGGCUACAAUUCUUCAUCAUCGUUUUCAUAUCUAGCUUCAGUUACUAUGUUAUUCCAGGCUACCUUUUCCCAUCAAUAUCAGCCCUCUCUUUUGUUUGCUGGAUAUGGAAGGAUUCAAUAACUGCCCAACAGAUUGGUUCAGGUUUAAAUGGCUUUGGCAUUGGCUCUUUUGGUCUUGACUGGUCUACUGUUGCUUUCCUUGGGAGUCCUCUUCCCACACCAUUAUUUUCCAUUGUCAAUACCUUAGUUGGGUUUUUCUUGGUUUUCUAUAUUCUUAUUCCCAUUGCUUACUGGAUGAAUGUAUUCCAAGCUAGACGAUUUCCUUUGAUCACUUCAUCGACUUAUGAUGCUGCUGGCAAUAUCUACAACAUUACUAGAAUUCUCAACGAUAAGACAUUCGACAUCAACCUGGAUAGCUAUGAUAAUUAUAGCAAACUCUAUAUGAGUGCUGUGUUUGCCAUCACUUAUGGAUUGAGCUUUGCAACUCUAAUGGCUAGCAUUUCACAUGUCGCCCUGUUUGAGGGAAAGACAAUUUGGACAUUGUGGAGAAAGGCAAAAUCUGCAGCAAAGGAGAAAUUUAGCGAUGUACACACAAGAUUGAUGAAGAAGAACUAUGAGGCAGUCCCUGAUUGGUGGUUUUAUGUUAUCUUAAUUUCAACUUUGGCCCUUUCCCUUCUUGCCUGUGAAGGUUUUGGCAAACAGCUGCAGCUCCCAUGGUGGGGGCUUUUGCUAGCUUGUACCAUUGCACUAUUUUUCACCUUACCUGUUGGCAUAAUUCAAGCCACAACGAACACGCAACCGGGCCUGAAUGUGAUCACCGAGUUGAUUAUCGGGUAUUUGUACCCUGGAAAGCCCCUUGCUAAUGUUUCUUUCAAGACCUAUGGCUACAUUAGUAUGGCUCAAGCUCUUAGCUUGACUCAGGACCUCAAAUUAGGUCUCUACAUGAAGAUCCCACCCAAAUCAAUGUUCAUUGCUCAGCUAGUAGGAACUAUAGUUGCUUCAUGUUGCUACUUUGGGACAACAUGGUGGCUUCUGUCAACUGUAGAUAAUAUUUGUCUUCCAGAUUUGUUGCCAACAGGGAGCCCAUGGACAUGUCCUGGAGACAACGUUUUUUACAAUGCUUCAAUCAUAUGGGGAGUUGUAGGCCCACUCAGAAUGUUCACAAGUCUAGGCAACUACCCACAGUUGAACUGGUUCUUUCUCAUUGGUUUUCUUGCUCCUUUCCCUGUAUGGUUGCUGUCAAUCAAAUACCCAGAGAAAAAAUGGAUCAAGCUCAUUCAUAUGCCUCUUCUCAUUUCUGGUGCAAGCGCCUUGCCAUCAGCUAAAGCUGUGCACUACAUUUGCUGGGGAGUUGUUGGAAUUUUCUUCAAUUGGUUUAUCUACAAAAGGCACAAAGGAUGGUGGGCUAGACACACUUAUGUCCUGUCAGCUGCCUUGGAUGCUGGGGUUGGGUUUAUGGGAUUACUCAUAUUCUUUGUCCUGCAAUCCUUUGAUAAUUCUUAUGGCCCAGAUUGGUGGGGUUUGGAGGCUAGUGACCAUUGUCCAUUGGCACAUUGCCCUACAGCACCAGGGGUUGUGGCUAAAGGAUGUCCAGUUCUUUGAAUUAGUCCUUGUUAAUCUUGUUGGGAAUAAGAUGAAUGUGAAAAGAAAAAACCA